UGUAAGAUCAAGUCAAGAAUGAAUGCUGUAGCAGGGAGAGAUUUCAGAUGACGGAAUCCAUUCUGUCUGCAUAUCCUUCAUUUUUAACCUCUGCUUAAAAAGAAAAGCAGCUGACUGUUGACAGCAACUUUUUCAUUUGACCCACUUAAAUUUCUUUUUGAGACUGUUUAUUCUACUUGAGAUUGAUGUUCAUGGAUAUGGAAAUAUUUACUUCUGUCUAUAUUUUGUAGACCUUUUUUAUUUCUAGGUAGCUUAUUGCAUCCAAAGCAAUCAGAUCUUGAUUUAAGGAACUUCUAAACAAAGUGUGUGUAACUUGGUUUAAUUUUACUGGUAUAUCUUCUGAAACCAGCUGUUUAAUUUUCUUUUUUUUUUUCUAAGCUUUAGAAGAAAUAUAUUUGUGGUAAAUGUCCAGGUAACUAACUUACUGACUUUUUGAAUAUCCAUUGAGGGAUUUACACACAUGUGUUUUACACUGCUGGUCCUAAAAAAAAAUUAAAAUUAAUGCUGAUGAAACAUCUAUGAAAUAAUUUUUUCCACAACAUAACUAACAUAAAUGGGUUUUAUUUUUAGGUUGUUACAGGUGUUCAAACAAUGAGAAGGAAAUGGCAAGAAUCUCUUGCAGAGGACAGCUCUUCAAAAGCUAAAGUUCAGAAUGUGGAUGUGCCCCUUAGUAAAGGAGAAAAAACAGAUGAUGAAGAUGGGAAACUGACAGACCCUACUCAAAAUGAAAAUAAUGUUCAGGAGGAGAAUGAAGACAGGCAGGAAGAACAGGCAAAACCGGAUGAACAGGUUGAACCUAAUAAUGCUAUUGAAAGCAGCAAAGGCAAUGACUCAGAAAGGUGUGAGACCAGUAAUCAAUCAGAGGAGGAAAACAAGGAAGCCCAGCAAGAAUUUACAGCAAAUCCUGAAGAAUUUACUAGUCAAGAAGAACUGUUGGGUUAUUUGCAAAGUUUUGAGAUACUGAAUGAAGAUGAUGCUUCAUUUAUCCUGAAAGUUACACAGACUCUCACAAAUGCACUGGUGGAAUAUCGUCAGCAGGCUGCAUCAAGCAAAGGCCACUUGGAUGCUGAAUAUAAUGGAGAAGCAGCACUAGAAUAUUCCACAGAACAGCCUGGCCAGACUUCAGCAGAUAUUACUGACUCUGACACUGACUACUCAAGCAGCCAAUCAGCUAAGCAGUUUUUACCAGUCAAUGAAGAUGAAUCCCAAAACUUUUCAACUGGCUCUUUGGAAACAGUAUAUGAGAACAACAUCACGACUGAGUUUUUGAACAGUGUAAGAAAUAUGAAUGCUGAAGAAGUUACUGCCACCCUACACAAAAUAGCAGCAUCAAAUCCAGCUUUCAGAGGAAUUGAUAUACCAAAUGUUAUAAGGAUCCUGACUCAAAGUGGAACUCUGAGGGGACCAAGAAAUGGCAGCACACAAUAGGUACUUAAUAAAGAUAAUAUAGCAAUGUUUACUUUCUGUACGUUGCUUCUUACAGAAGUAAGAAGUAAGUUUGCUGUUUUACUUCAGUUGACCUCAGUGGAGUUACUUUGUCACCUUUAAAUUUUGUACAGUGUUUUUUAAAAUAAAUUAAUAACUUGGUUUUGAUAUUCUUGUUAUUUAUUUCUCCAUUUAGGUGAAAGUUCUAUAUUGUGAAAGGUUGUAAAGCUCAUGUUCAUACUUUCUGUGUUAAAAAAAAAGCUUUUUAAAACAGCUAACUUGUUUUCUUCAGUAUUAUUAAAUAAUGUACAUUGACAGUCUGAUCUUUUCUGUUAAUUCUUUUACAAAGAAUUAUCAACAGAAUUAACUACUGCACUCAGCACUACAAACUCAUCCUAGUACAAAUACUUGGAAGUUAUUCCCUGUGGCUGCUGGGACUGACUAAAAAACCUUUGUAAUAAAAAAUCCUUACCCAUAUAAGGGUUAUGAACAGGUCUCCAAAUUUUUUUUUUUAAAUAAGAUUAAAAAUAAUAAGAAGUCGGCGCUGUCAGUCUCGUGCUGAGAUGAGAAGUGCCUGGG
Cinclus cinclus is the source of this 2004-nucleotide messenger RNA. RefSeq lists its product as uncharacterized. The transcript has 9 exons. The record is from RefSeq and is a predicted model, not a curated record. Lineage: Eukaryota; Metazoa; Chordata; Aves; Passeriformes; Cinclidae. Bases 592 to 1428 code for a protein of 278 amino acids.